Molecule: messenger RNA, 1370 nt
Organism: Mollisia scopiformis
Lineage: Eukaryota; Fungi; Ascomycota; Leotiomycetes; Helotiales; Mollisiaceae
Product: quinone oxidoreductase putative
Exons: 3
Coding region: 263-1267 (334 amino acids)
Molecular function (GO): oxidoreductase activity
Source: RefSeq, a predicted model, not a curated record
CUUUGAAACUGAGCGUGACACGAGAGCCAAUUUCAAAUCAUUCCAUACUCCUUGAAUCCAAUUGACUUUUUUUUUUACUACUGAGACUUCCCAAAUCCGGCAGGAGUUUACUUUCUUCGAGCCUUCUUUCCGUAGUUUCCGUAGCAGCUCUACUUGCUGCCCCGCUACUGUAUCUCAAGUAUUUAAGUUCCAUUGUCCGACCUUCUUCUUCAACCAAAUCCUCUCUACCGCAAUCUCAAUCUCCCUCCUUCAACCAGCAAUCAUGGCUGAAAAAAUGCGUGCAGUCGACAUUAAAAACGGCACCGGCCCAGCCGAUUCCCUUUACAUAAACACAAUCCCCAAACCCACCCCCUCCUCUGGCGAAGCAAUUGUCAAAAUCAAAGCUUUCGGACUAAACCGCAUGGACCUCCUCCAACGCGAAGGCCACUACCCCGUCCCUCCGCAAGCAGGACCCAUCCUGGGCGUUGAGUUCAGCGGCCACAUUGAAACCCUAGGAGAAGGUUGUAAAGACGGCUUCAAAGCUGGUGAUGAAGUAUUUGGCUUAGCAUACGGCGGAGCGUACGCUGAGUACAUUGCUGCUAAUACACAUAUGUUGUUACAUAAACCUUCUCACUUAUCUUGGAAAGAAGCCGCGGGAGUGCCAGAAACAUGGAUAACAGCCACCCAAGCCAUGUACCUGGUCGGCGAAUUUGCCAAGGGAAAAUCGAUCCUCUGGCACGCCGGCGCAUCUUCCGUCUCCAUCGCCGGGAUCCAGCUCUCUAAAGUCGGGGGAGCGAGCGCGAUAUACGUUACGGCCGGCUCACAAGACAAGAUCGAUUUCUGCGUCCAGGAACUCGGUGCUACAGCUGGCUUUAACUACAAAACGCAAGAUUGGUCAAAGGAGAUUUUGAAGGCCACAGGAGGCAACGGAGUUGAUGUCGUGAUUGAUUUCGUGGGCGCGAGUUAUUUCCAAGGGAAUCUGGAUGUGGCAGCCGUGGAUGGGAGGAUUGUGAAUUUGGGGGCCUUGAGCGGGACGAAGGUGUCGAAUGUGGAUAUUGGGAGUUUCGUGAGGAAGAGGUUGAGGAUUGAGGGAAGUAGUUUGAGGAGUCGGGAUGCCGAGUAUCAGGGUCGGUUGAGGGAUAAGCUUGAGGAAUACUUGCCUCAGUUUGAGGAUGGGACGUUUAAGAUUUUUGUGGAUAAGGUGUUGCCGUGGGAGGAGGUGGUGGAGGCUCAUAAGUUGAUGGAGAAGAAUACUACUAAGGGGAAGAUUAUUUGUACUAUUUAUUGAGGUGGGAAGAUGAGGUGGUUUGAUCUGGAAUGAAAAUAGCUUUCAUAGUACAUUUGUGUGGACUCUUGGUAGACUAAAGCACAUACAUGAUACAAUGCUUGGU